AGGUGCCUGGGGUGACAACAUUGCUAUGCAGGCUAUAUCUGAUAUGCUCAAUGUGACUAUCAAUGUACUGUCUAGCCACUAUCCCAUGUAUUCAGUAACUCCCAGAAACCAUUGUGCUGAUAAUGAAGUGUUUGUUGGGCUGAUAAUGCAGUACCAUUAUGUGGGUUUGGACAAAAUACCUGAGCAGCCACAACCUACUGUGCCUGAAACUAUUGAACCACAGCCAGAAUCUGUUGCUGAUAAUGAGCUAGAUGAUGCCACUAUUGAAGAAGGAGAUGAGCAUAGAAGGCAAAUCAGUGGUGCCCAGCAAGCUAGCAUGAUGUGUGUUGAAAACCCUGAAAGCUUUAGACAUACCGUGUGUGUUGCACCAGCUGAAGGAGAGAGACCACUAAACAUAAUGACUGAUCUUACUUUUGAAGCCAUGUCAAACCCAGGCAAAUUUCCAUAUGGUACUGGCACAUUUAGCAGUGAUCGGCCAAGAAAGCUAACCUAUAGAAAGUAUUUCAAUCAAAGGCUAUUGGAUGUUGAUGGCAGAUUAGCUAGAGACCUUGAUUAUCUGUUUGUUGCACAGUAUAUUGUUGAAGCUAAGCAAGUGCUAGAUGAUGGAAAUAUGUUUGCCAUGAGACAAAAGCCGUGUAGACAGUUCACAGCUGCACAAGCUAAAGACCAAACAAUACUAGCCAUGAUACGCCAGCUUGGCACACCAACAUGGUUUUUCACAUUGUCAGCAGCAGACCUCAAGUGGCCAGAUAUGAUCCAAACCAUUGCAAAGCAGUAUGGUGUGUAUUACACUGAUGAUGAUGUAGCUGCACUUUCAUUUGAUGACAAAUCCAAUUGGCUAAAGCGUAACCCAGUUACUGCAGCUACACACUUUCAAUACAGACUGAAUUCACUUUUCCAAGAUUUUCUGAAGUCCACUGCUAAGCCACUAGGUGAAAUUGUUGACUAUGCUAUCAGAAUUGAGUUCCAAGCAAGAGGUUCACCACAUGAAAAAACAUGUUUAUAGCAUACUAGCUCAGAGGAAAAGAAAGAACCUCCCCCACCCAAGCACACAAAACACAGACAAUAACAUACCCAAGCGUACAAAAACACAGACAAUAACAUAUAAACAGAAAGAAAGAGGCAGGACCCUGGGUGCCCAGCCUUGAGAACGGGGCGGUAGGUUAAAGAGUCUUUUAUGGGCCCAACUCUCCCUUACACACCCAGUGUCCCAACCUCCCUUACACAUAGUUAUAAAAUAAAUAGAUAGAAAUCAUGUACAAAAAACGACAGCUAAAAACAACAGCCGGUAGAAAAAUAGAAAGCCUCAAAGGACCAAUAAACUCAUAGAAAAAUAUAAAAACUCUGAAACUCACGCAGCACGACGACACGACGGAGACAUAAAAAACGUGCGAUUAUUCUAAAUAACGCACAGCAUAUACACGUGUAAGAAAAAUAUAAAUAAUAUAAAUAAUAGUAGAAAUGGUAGAAAUAGAAAUGUUAAAAAUAGAUUAUUCAAAAUAAAUAUGUGACUAUAAAUAUACAUUCUAUCUAUGCGACUGAGGAAUCUAUCCAUUGCUGGCAGACAUAUACCAUCCUCCACAUGUUUGCGUAUGCCGCAGCUAUAUUUAAUCAUAAUUUGUGCGUGCUUUUUAGCAAACUUAUAAAAGGACCUGCACCAAUCAGAGUAUCUGUAUCCUUGAUGAAUCAGUCGUUCCGUUAGUUUGAAAUGUCUCAACGUAAAAUCCGAGUAAUCACUACAUAUUUUACCUAUACGUACUAAUUGGGAAAUAUAAACUCCGUAUGCUGGUC
Messenger RNA from Geodia barretti, 1791 nucleotides. The record is from the annotation of a GenBank genome assembly. Lineage: Eukaryota; Metazoa; Porifera; Demospongiae; Tetractinellida; Geodiidae.